Messenger RNA from Eruca vesicaria subsp. sativa (arugula), 462 nucleotides. NCBI's taxonomy places the organism in Eukaryota, Viridiplantae, Streptophyta, Magnoliopsida, Brassicales, Brassicaceae. The record is from the annotation of a GenBank genome assembly.
AUGUCUCGGGAUCAAGAGAUGAAGCAGGAAGCAAACAGGUGGGAACCAGUUGAUGCUCACCUUGUUAGAGAAGUACCUUCAGAGACUGAAGAAGACGUUUCAUCUCCUGCUGAUGUCAUUCAGAAGGUCAUCACUGAAGAGAAGCAUGUCCAAGAGAACGUGAAUGAAUCCAAAGAUGUUGGCAAAAGCGAAGAGACUGCUACAGAAUCAAAAGAGAAGGAAACUGAAGGAAAGAAACAAGAGGAAGCAAUAAUAGAGAAAGUAGUUGAGGUUGGAGAAACAGAAGAGAGCGAUGAGCAGAAACAACAAGCAGAAGUUGCUGUGAAGCAAAAACAUUCAAACAGUAUCAUGUCAAAGGUGAAGCAAUCCCUUGUUAAGGCAAAGAAAGGCAUCAUUGGAAAAUCUUCAAGCUCUAAGACUAUCACUACUGAAGAAUCCAAAGAAGAAACCAAAGGCAAGUGA